AUGUAUUUCAGGAAGCAAGGUGAUGCAGGGAUCAUGUUAGUCAGUCUCUAUGUUGAUGACAUGAUCUACACCGGGUCGUCUAAAGAGCUCAUUUAUCAAUUUAAAAUGGAGAUGAUGAAGACGUUUGAAAUGACAGACCUUGGAAAGCUACAUUAUUUUCUUGGGAUCGAUAUAAAGCAAACAAACACUGGUAUUUUUAUUGCUCAAGAAAAAUAUGUAUCAGACAUGCUAAAGGGUCUCAACAUGGAGAAUAUUGAACCAGUCACAACUCCUAUGAACACCAAUGAAAAGAUAACAUGUGAAGAUGCCACAGGAAUGACAGAUCCACAAAAUUACAGGAGCAUAGUUGGGAGGUUAAUCUACCGCACUCACACAAGACCAGACAUAAGUUUUGUAGUGGGAGUAGUCUCAAGAUUCAUGCACAAACCCACAAAACAACACUAUGGAGCUGUCAAAAGAAUUAUUCGUUACUUAGCUAGUACCAAGCACUAUGGUAUCUGGUAUUUGAACUCGAAAAGGUUUGUGCUAAAAGGAUACAAUGACAGUGAUUGGGCGGGAUCACAAGAAGACAAGAAGAGUACAAUAGGGAAUUGUUUCAGUACUGGGUCUGGAAUAAUUUCAUGGCAGUCAAAGAAGCAAGCAACGGUAGCUUUAUCAUCAACUGAGGCGGAAUAUGUGGCGGUCACAAUUACCGCAUGUCAAGCUGUGUGGUUACGAAAACUUAUCGGUGAUCUUAUGUAG
Molecule: messenger RNA, 741 nt
Organism: Lactuca sativa (garden lettuce)
Lineage: Eukaryota; Viridiplantae; Streptophyta; Magnoliopsida; Asterales; Asteraceae
Source: RefSeq, a predicted model, not a curated record